Pocillopora meandrina is the source of this 634-nucleotide messenger RNA. Lineage: Eukaryota; Metazoa; Cnidaria; Anthozoa; Scleractinia; Pocilloporidae. The record is from the annotation of a GenBank genome assembly.
AUGGUGAAGAGGUACUUACAACUUGAACCAAGAGUCUGCCUGAGGUGCAAACCUCAGCUACAUCCCAGGAAGUUGUUCCUGAGAAUCCCCUGGAACCACCAGCACCGGCUGAACUGCGUGGCUUGGCUUGGAGCGGGUUCGAAGACCACCUAGACGGUACAUUAACGAAUCCCGACGAAAGACAAGCCAGUGCUCCAGUUUCCUAUCAGAAAAUCCUACUGAUGACGGUUAAAUCAUGUACGCGUUCAGAGCAUGUUUGAUUGCGGAGUCCUCAUUAGUAAUUAAUUUAGCCUUAAAUGAUGACUAUGGCCUGGAAAAGGCGCCAAGAAAUUAGAAGCCUUUGAAAAAGACUUUAAACGAUAGGAGAUGUGAUGUAAAAAGGCCGCUUUGUAAGAGCUCACGCAUGCGUAAGGGGAAGAAUUAAAGAUGGUGUUUACGUUCUCAUUUGCACAAUCGAUCUCACUACUUUAUUCACACAAAUUCUUGCCUUAUAUCCACACAACAAAAUUAUUGUAGCACAUGCAGUGCUCGUUGGACCGUAAUUCGAAAAACUGUGGCAGAAAACUUCAGUCUCUUCAGAGAGCAUGAACUUGCAAAUUCCGGACAACAGGUUAAAGCAAAAGAAAAAGAAUAA